Pogoniulus pusillus (Red-fronted tinkerbird) is the source of this 1286-nucleotide messenger RNA. RefSeq names its product heat shock transcription factor 5 (gene HSF5). Gene Ontology annotation, molecular function: DNA-binding transcription factor activity; sequence-specific DNA binding. Lineage: Eukaryota; Metazoa; Chordata; Aves; Piciformes; Lybiidae. The transcript has 5 exons. The record is from RefSeq and is a predicted model, not a curated record. Gene Ontology annotation, biological process: regulation of DNA-templated transcription. The coding region runs from base 1 to 1266 and encodes 421 amino acids.
AUGGAGGAGGAGAAGGAGGAGGAGGAGGGGGAGGCGCAGCAGCAGCAGCUGCCCCUUCCCGCGUCCCUGAAGGCCGAGGCCUUCCCGGCCAAGCUGUGGCGGCUGGCGAACAGCCCUGGCUGCCGCUCGGUGCGCUGGGACGCCCGCGGGCAGGGGCUGCUCAUCGACGAGCAGCUCUUCGUCACCGAGGUGCUGGACGUGGCGGCGGCGGGCGGCAGCCUCUUCAAGACCAAGAGCUUCACCAGCUUCAUCCGACAGCUCAACCUUUACGGCUUCCAGAAGGUGUCGAAGGGCUUGGUGGUGGCGCCCCGGCGGCUCCCCGGGGCCGGCAGCGAGGGAGGCGGCAGGGCCGCAGGCUUCCUGCACCACUUCCACAGCCCCCACUUCUGCCGCGGCCGCCCCGACCUGCUGCUGCACCUGAAGCGCCUGACCAGCGGCAGCAGGGCGAAGCUGGCGGCCGGGCAGGCGCCGAGCAGCCGCCCCGCCAGCCCCCCGCGGCUGCCCGCCGAGCCGCUGCGCAGGGACUCGCCGCUGCUGCUGCUGCUGCCGUCGCCCUCGGGGGCUGCCCGGGCCAGCGGGCACGGACUGCUGGCUGUGAGGAAGUCUCCUCAGCCUUACCUCCACAGUUUCUUUGCCUACCCCUACACAGCCACCUCGCCCCAGACCCACGGCGCUUCAGCCACCCAAAGCUUCAAUCAGCCUCCAGCCCCUUCCACGUCGUGGCAGAAUUCCCUUGAGCUGUUCCCAAGGCACAAGGCUCCCCCAGCUUUUCCAGAUAAAGGAGCUGCCUUUCCAACCCUCAGGAAUUCUCCAACGGAGGUGACCUACUCGGUGCACACUGUCUGCUCCACGCUGCCAGUUCACCAAUGGGCUCAAAACAUCACCACUGCCUCUGGGAAAUGCAGCAGCUCCUCACCUUCCCUGCACUGCUCACAGGCCUACUGUCCAACAGCUGCCCUGCAGUGUUCACCACCUGCCCACAUGGAUCCUCUGCCUGACUGUGCUCCUCUUACAGCUUCAACCUACACCCACUGCAGCUUCUUCCAGGAGGAUGCUGGUGCUGGAUGCGAAUCCACUACAUCAGAGAUAGAAGAGGAACAAUUCACUUCAGGCCCUGUGAAUAAGUCUGCAGAAGAGACAUCUGAAAAGCCCAGAUGCAGGAAAAGAAAGCACAGCUCACAUGAAGCCCAGGCCCCUGAUCUCCAUCUGCUGGAAGCCAGAGCUUGCAAGCAGGGGUACUUUCUGAAGGAAGAAACAAGAGAGUGAGAAGUGGGUGACAAGUAUGU